AUGUCUCUCCAGAAAUUUAAGCUUCUCGCCACUCACUGCAGCACCGUCGCGGAGAGUCCGACUCGUAGCCCAGUCAUCCACCUCCGCCGCCGGAAAACGCUGCGUUUGCUACUCACACGCUCAUCGGAUCGGUGGCGAUUACCUUAUCGCCAUGAUGAUUCUCCUGAGAUCCAAACCAACGCCGAUAAAUCGAUGGGGUCCGAUGGUACUAGAAGCGUCUCUAAGAUCCGAUCUCGGCGGAAACUGAGAGAGCUUUUCGUCUCUUCGCCUCCGGUGGAGGAAAGCCAACGUGGCGGCGAUUCGGGGAAGAAGAAGAUGGAAUGCGAUUUAUCAGUUAACGGCGUUAAUAGUAACGGAGAGAUUGGAGAAGAGUUAACGGUUCGACGUAUGGGCUUUAACGGCUCGGUUAGGCCCAUGUUAUCUGGUACACUUCGAUGUAGGUUACUUCGAAGAGCUUGGCGUCCUGUUCUUGUAACUAUUCCUGAACAAUAA
Molecule: messenger RNA, 492 nt
Organism: Arabis nemorensis
Lineage: Eukaryota; Viridiplantae; Streptophyta; Magnoliopsida; Brassicales; Brassicaceae
Source: the annotation of a GenBank genome assembly